This is a messenger RNA of Alternaria triticimaculans, 1527 nucleotides long. RefSeq lists its product as uncharacterized. The record is from RefSeq and is a predicted model, not a curated record. Gene Ontology annotation, biological process: regulation of DNA-templated transcription. Lineage: Eukaryota; Fungi; Ascomycota; Dothideomycetes; Pleosporales; Pleosporaceae. The transcript has 4 exons. The coding region runs from base 1 to 1527 and encodes 508 amino acids.
AUGUCUAUUGCGGGGGCUGGCGCCAAGCUCAGCGUCGCGUUGUACAACUUCACGAAUUCAGCCGCGCGGGCAGAUCAAGACGUCAAAGACAUUGCCGAUGACGUAGAGCUCACGUCGAAUGCGCUCGAAAGCGUAGGCAGAGUGUUUGAGUCCGAGGAGGCCGGAUCCAUCGUGUCGAAGAAGGCUAUCCAGGACGCUAACAACAUCAUCAAAAAGUGCCAAAGCGUCUUCCACGAAGUAUCAGAGAUGGUAGAGAAGAGGAGAAAGACUGCAAAGGAUGGAAAGAAAAGCUUGAGCGUGAUGGGUAAGCUGGCCUGGCCGAUGAAGGAACAGCGGGUCGAAUUGAACCGAAGGAGACUUGAGAGUUUGAAGAACAGCCUUGUGCUUUUGUUGCAUGUCUUGCAAUUAGCCCAAGGUCAGGCGCGAGGAAAAAUGGAAAAAGGUGUCUUGGAUGAAGAGCGUGAGAAGAUCCGCGAACUGCACCAGCGACAGCAGGACUCACUCAAAAGCCUGCAAGCUCUCGAAAACAGAUUCUGUCAUAUCGCAAUCAAUGACGAAGAAACCCUUCGAGGAUCAAGCGUCGCCUCUUGUGUUCCAACUUUGGAGCUUAUGGCCAACGCUCCGGUUAUGGAGCUGCCUCCGCUAGAGAAAGUCCCAAAGCUUCAGCCAAACACCAUUACCAUCGAACUUUCGACCCCAAAUGAUUCGGACACUUCUGACAGCGACGCAACGGUGUCAGGCGAUGACAAUCAAGAGCAGAUCUCGACCGAAGAGCUGGCAAAAGCAGCGGACCAUGUGAAGAAACUCUUAAAGCGCAUCACAAUGCUACAGAAGAGCUUCGAUGUCGACAAGAAGAAACAUCGAAAGCGACACGUGUACAAGAUUUAUCAACGCUUCUGCCGAAAGUUUGAAUCAGGCAUCAAGCUUCCGUCAGCUGUCGACUUUGGAAAGGUUGCUCCAUUCAUCGACUUCAAUAUGGACGAUAACGGAGGCCAAUUAGAGAGCUUUGACUUUGACAGCUUUCUUCACGUUGAUGAUGAGAACACGCAGUUUCCAUUGGAUGGUUUUUAUUUCAGCCAAGGGCAGCGUGCAGUGUCUCAGCAGACAACCAAUCUCGAUGCCAUACCGUCCACGCAGAGCUCACAGUACCCGCCUCUUGUGUCCCAUGAAUCUGUCGAAACGGUUCCAUCAUUCGAUGCGCAAACGCCCCAUUAUCCUCCAGUGCCGAGUGGAAGUGCAGCCUCAGACUUUCCGUUGGAUCUGUCUGGUCAGCAACAACGACCUAGUCUUGGUCAAGGACAUUCAGCACUGGCUCAGCAGACUCCUGAAGCAUUAUCGCAGACGCUCAAGCGCAAUCCAUGGCUCAACAACAGGCUCAAGCGCAAUCCAUGGCUCAACAACAGGCUCAAGCACAGCACCAAAAAGCUCAAGCGCAGCACCAACAAGCUCAAGCGCAGCGCCAUCAAGCUCAUUGGCAGCACCAACAAGCUCAUUCGCAAGCUGCAAUGCAGCCAAUGUCAGGAAUGA